Molecule: messenger RNA, 1671 nt
Organism: Aspergillus vadensis CBS 113365
Lineage: Eukaryota; Fungi; Ascomycota; Eurotiomycetes; Eurotiales; Aspergillaceae
Product: ATP-binding protein
Exons: 3
Coding region: 1-1671 (556 amino acids)
Molecular function (GO): ATP binding; ATP hydrolysis activity
Source: RefSeq, a predicted model, not a curated record
AUGCGUUUCGCGAAGGAUUUUGAGGGGAUGAAGAAGAGCCUUCAAGACCAGGGAUCACAAUUUCAAAAUGUCGUGAGAGAGAGGCAUCUCUACUACGACGGAUGGACGCUCGUCCAUGGACCAACCGCGGAUCCUGACUCGGAACCUCGAAUAGCCUCCGAGCACAUCGACGGCGAUGUGAUAAUUGACUUCCUCGAGGGAUACAAGGCAGAGUCUUCUCUGAGUUCACCAUCGUUUGACGGUUUAACCGUAUCUGAUGACCCUGACUGGCCGGUAGGAGAUGAUGAUAUCUCCAUCCAGUAUUGGCUGAAUGGUUCGCGAUCGAAACUUCUCGGGGAGAUUGCGGAGAUUACACAGCCAGGCGAAUGGUUCGCCGAGUGGCUGAAAAAGCGCCUUCUAAAAGAGGACACAUUUCUCAGGGCAUGGGGAGCGGGAAGUGUGCCACAGCUUGAGGGAGACGACCUCGCACUCCUUCCACGCCGCGUCGUCGCGUAUGUGUUCCGGGAGCGCAAGUUCGUUAUGCUCGAUAUUGGCGGCCUAAAGAAGAAGGAUCCCGCACCUCAGAACGUCUUCAAAGAUCUGAAGAUCGACCCGGAUCACAAGCACAUGGUCAGGUCACUGGUAGGAACGCAUUUUGCGAAGCAAGAAAUGCAGAAGCAGCGGCAUAAUCUCAGCUUGAAUCAGGACCUCAUUCGAGGGAAGGGCUCGGGGUUGGUCAUUCUCCUACAUGGCGUUCCUGGUGUGGGCAAAACAGCCACAGCUGAGGCUGUUGCUCAAUCCAACAACAAGCCUCUCUUUGUCAUCACAUGCGGUGAUCUUGGCUUUACCCCGAAAGAAGUCGACGCCUCUCUCAAGGAAAUUUUUCGCCUGGCUCAUCUUUGGGAAUGUGUUUUGUUACUUGAUGAGGCUGACGUCUUCUUGUCUCGCCGAGAGGUGAGUGAUUUAGAGCGGAAUGCCCUCGUCUCAGUAUUUCUUCGAGUCCUAGAGUACUACAGUGGCAUUCUCUUCCUCACCACUAAUCGGGUUGGAACGUUAGAUGAAGCUUUCAAAUCCCGCAUCCACGUCAGCCUAUACUACCCACCGCUGGACAAGAGUCAGACCCUGGCAAUCUUCGAUGUCAACAUCCGAAAACUGAAUGAAAUCCAAGAGGCAAAGCAAAAGCUGCAAGAUGAUGGUCAAUCCAGCGCCCUCAGAGAACCGGCGCUGGCAAUCGAUGGUGAGUCCAUCAUGGACUAUGCAAAAUGGCACUACGACACCCAUGAGCAGAACGAGAGAUGGAAUGGUAGGCAGAUCCGAAACGCAUUCCAGAUAGCGUACUCGCUUGCACAUUACGAAAUGGGGAGAAUCUCACAGGACCAAUGGGACGAGGAUGCCGAACCGAUUAUCAAGAAGGCUAGCAACGGUCCCCUGGCAACACAUACACUGAACUAUCGGCAGUUCGUUCUUGUCGCCAAGACCAUUGAAAAAUUUGAUGACUACCUCUACGAUGCCAUCGCCUGUACUGAUAUGGACCAUGCUAGGGACAAUGGCCUUCGAGCAGAUGACCAUGAUCCCAACAUGUACCACAGACCUGACUACCAUACGAUCCGCCACGGCCUCAUCAAUCUAGGCGUGGCUACAGUGGCCAAGGUCUGGCGCAGCGGCCUCGACACCCAGGUGCCCCACGACUAG